Anopheles coustani is the source of this 1668-nucleotide messenger RNA. Its product is annotated as sarcoplasmic reticulum histidine-rich calcium-binding protein-like. NCBI's taxonomy places the organism in Eukaryota, Metazoa, Arthropoda, Insecta, Diptera, Culicidae. The transcript has 4 exons. The coding region runs from base 1 to 1668 and encodes 555 amino acids. The record is from RefSeq and is a predicted model, not a curated record. Gene Ontology annotation, biological process: animal organ morphogenesis. Gene Ontology annotation, molecular function: BMP binding; receptor ligand activity.
AUGAAGUUCGCGAAGCUGUACAACAUGAGGAAGGCACCGAACGUUUGGUGGGUGCCGGCGAAGCUGAUGAUCCUCGCUGCGGCCAUUGUGGUGCCGGUAGCCGCAAAUCGGGAGCAUAAGGUUCACAAUAUAGUCCUCUACCCGAACAAGCAGUCCUGGUGCACAACGCGCAACAUCAGCCAGGUGAUCACCGAACCGGGCUGCAAGCAGGUGACGAUCGACAACAAUGUGUGCGUUGGGGCCUGCUUCAGCUACUCCAUCCCGCACACCGAACCGUCGGAUCCGGGCGAAGUGAUUGGCCCGUACUGUGACUCCUGUCAGCCAUUGAACUAUACGCAUAUAUUCGUUAAAGUUGAUUGCACCGAGAACCCGAACAUGAAGACCCCGUACCUGUUCAAGCAGGUGGAGCUCAUACACAACUGCUCGUGUACGGCCUGCGAGGAACAGUCGGCGCGGCGCAACGGCCACAACGGUGGUCACGACUCCGCCGAUAGCUCGCAGGAGCACAAGUCGCAGCAAAGUCCGCUGGAAUCGGGCGGUGUCCAGGAGCAUCACCAUCAGAGGGGAUCGGCCCACGCGGGGCACACGGCGACCGGAUCGGGCGAGUCCGACGCCCAUCCCGACAGCGACAUGAUCCAGGACGACAUCCCCGAGAUACUGGAGGUGGUGCACUACAGCGAAAACGAUACGGAUCUGAUCCGGCACACGCCGGUGCACGACUUCCAGUCGCAUGACAGCGGCACGACGUACAUGCAGCAGCAGCAGCUCAACCACUACGAGCACAACAGCCACACGGACAACGUGAAGAAGCUGCUGCAUCAGAAGAUCACCAAGCUGCUGCACUCGAUCGAGGAGACGAACUCGCAGGCCGACCGGGAACAGCUGAUCGAGAUGAUACGCCUCAUCAAGGGUACCAGCGAUCGCAACUGGGACGAGCUGGUGGACAGUCUGCAGUCGGAGAACUCCAUCCUCGACUUUAACCGCCUGCGCUCCGAGCUGGUGGAGGACGAACCGUUGGGUGUGCCGUUUGGCGAUCGCAGCCGGGACGAUGCGCCGGCGCGCAAGCAGCACCACGCGCUGCCACCAGAGUACGAAGACCACCAGCGGUUGAUGCAGCAUCAGUACGACUCCCUGCGUCAUCUGCACGAGCACAAGGUUGGCCGGGGUCAGGAGCAUGCCGCUGCCGGUGAUGCACCCGGCACCGCCUCGGUUGGCGAGGAGUCGUCCACAAAGCAGCAGCAGCAGCACCAUCACGCCCAUCACGUCGUCGGUGAGCGGGUCGACGCCCAUCACCAUCUGGAGCGUGGCCCACACGGUUCGCUCGUGAUCCGGGCCAACGAGGAAGACCAGGAGAUCCACCGAAGCCGUCAGAACGGCCACGACAUCGAGGAGAAAAUCAACAUCCACGCACACGAGCUGAAGCCGAACCACGCCGGUACGGUCGUCACGUACGACAGCCACCAUCCGGCGUCCUCGGGAGCGGGCGAUGGCAGCAGCCGCCAGCACCACCAGCACACCCAGUCGCACCAUCCGCACCACCCGCACCACCACGCCGGACACCAUGCGCACGGACGCAGCCACGAACACCGAGGCGCACCGCAGGACCACGUCGACCACGGUCACCAUCAACAACCGUCCCACCAGGCCACCGUCCCAGCCGAUCCCUAG